Messenger RNA from Salvia miltiorrhiza (redroot sage), 2599 nucleotides. RefSeq lists its product as uncharacterized. The transcript is spliced from 2 exons. The coding region runs from base 412 to 1773 and encodes 453 amino acids. The record is from RefSeq and is a predicted model, not a curated record. NCBI's taxonomy places the organism in Eukaryota, Viridiplantae, Streptophyta, Magnoliopsida, Lamiales, Lamiaceae.
GGUGAAUAAUCUCCCCGCGUUUCAUUUACUCACUCAUGUCAUGUCACGAAGACGUGUGAGAAGUCAUAUUAUGUAAGUAUAAAAGAAUGUUAAUUGGCAUUAUUGCUUUGAUGAUGGAUAGCGCGGUGCAAAAGCAACUGGAUGCAGCGAUGCCAUGGGUGGGCUUAUACAUCGCCGCAGCUUCUGCAGUCUGCACUCUUGCAAUGGCGGCCGACGCUCUCAACAGCUUCCGCCGCAAGAAGCUGUGGUUCCCCUGCAAAUACACCUCUCUCAACGCCGCUUCCUUGACGGUGUUAGCCGUGGCGAUGAAGCUGCCCAUGGAUCUCAACACCGUCAUGAUCAAUUCCGAGACUGACGCAGCUGCAAAGUUCACCAGCUUACUCUUCAUGUGCACAAGCUCUCAACACUCUCAUGCCUUCUCUGGGCUCCAUGAACGACAACGAGCUCCUCCCAAACAUGGUCGCCGUAGCCGUCCUCGUGAUCACCGUCACGGCUAACGUGGCCAUUCACAUCAUCGAGCUGCAACGCUACCAACAAAAAGCAAUCAUCCCUUCAAUUAUGAUGUUGCUUUCUCUUGUGAUGCUGGUUUCUAUGGCGCUUAGCGUGUCAACGAUGAAGAGGAGCCUGAAAUGGAAGUACCAAGAGAAGCACAGAGAAGCUUUAGAGGAAGAAGAAGAAGAAGAAGAAGAGAUGAAGAUGGAUGAUCAGAGAAGACGCAUGAUGAAAUAUUGGGUGAUGGCAGAGAGCAGCUGCCCUCAGUUUGUAGUGGCACGUUCUAACGUUUCCGCAGCUUCAUCUCUCAUCUCCUCUCUUUUUUAUUGCAUAUAUACUUUGGUUCAAGUGCUUCGUGGGGCAAGAACAAAUGCAGCGGGUAAGUCACUCUAUGGAAUCUCUACCAAAUGGAUUGUACAUAUUCAGUCUAUUGGGUUGGGAAUAGCCGUGAUUGUGGCUGCGUUGAGAUGGUUCGUCGCCGCCGUGUUCACGUGCACAACCACAUUUUCCGACACGUUCAAGAUAGAAAGCUACUGGAUUCAGACUCUCAACGACUGGAGAAACUCUCUCUUGGCAGGCUUCAAAAUUGGGCCAAACAAAUGGGGAAAACAUCUUCUUGAUGCACAAUGGUGUGUGCUAACUUUCUGCAUCGGAGUUCAGUGUUGUGUUGUCCUUGUAAGCAAAACCCUCGUCUUCUUUUCUGGCUUCAUGGUCACUCCAUUUGCAUCGUGCUUCUCUCACAUGAUCAGCAAGUUUGCGAGGAGGGAUGAUGGUGCAUCAUCGGAUACCAACCUUAGCCGUUACGUUCUGUUACUAGACGGUGAGGCGGAGCUGCCGGAAAGCUUGGUGAGAAGCAUGUGCGGUGAGGCUGAUCGCAUGAUUCAGAUUGGCAGAGAGAAGAAGCCCUCCAACCUUAUAAGUCUUCUACGCAAUAUUAAUGUUGGCAGCUCUAAUAACCAAAUUACAAGCCUAGUUUCUGAUCAAGAUUGUUGGACGCUACAAGUGGUGACUCUGACAAGCAUUGCAGUCGCGCUUCCCAAUAUCUCCGAGCAUCAACGCAAGCAGUUGUUGAGCAGUGUGAGCCAAGGCCUCUGUCUCGCAAAGAUUGUUGAGAAAACUUUGGAUACAAAUGCAGAGCUUAAGAGCAUUAGGAAAGCUGCAAGUGUUACUUGGGUGGAAGUGCUGGUUUACUCCAAGUGGGUAGAGAUCGAUCUCAGAAGAGCAUUUCUACAGUGCAGAAAUGGCGAGGAGGUCGUGCAAGAGCUCUCCGAUAAAGCCUGAGACAUUGUUAUGGAGUUGAAUGCUCUAAACUGGGCUGUAAGAGCUGUGGCUGCUAACUCCAUGUACACAAUUUGUCAAACUCUUCUGUUGUCCUCUUGUAAAGAGGAAAGCUGUGAGGAAAUGUGGGAGAGGUUAUGUGUUACGAUUGGAGAUGUUUUGGCAGCUUGUCUGAGCAAUUUGCCGCUUGCUAUAACCAAAAUGUGUCACCGGAGUUGCAGUUUAUGAGAAGAGCGUUCGUGAAGCAUUUUUGCUUCUGGGGAAGACAGAAGAAGUGGUUGGAAUUGUUCGACGACUGGCGCCAACGCCCUUCUAUAGGUGAUGAACAAUGAAGAAGCAUAUGUUGAAGAGUGGCAUGCUUUUCUUCACCGAGAUAAAGAUGAUCAAGCGUGACGCUGAGUUGGUCUAGUGGUGGAGUGAUUAUGCAUGAAAUCAAGAGUCUUGAAUUUAAGUCCACCAUCACUCGAUCAUUAAAAUUAGCAGUUCAUUCAUCUAAAAGAGAUGAUCAAGCUUGGACGUCAGGGAUGAAUCACUAUGACAGUAGAUUGUGGCAGGAAGUGGUAGAAGAUGUCAAGGAAGUUGCAGUCGAGUUGGAAGGACUGAAGCAAAGGUCAGCUUCACCUCAAAAUUACGAGUAUGGCAGAGAGAGCCAUUCCAGUGAAAUUGCUGAGUCUCUAAUUUCUCCAUUGAUUUCAUAACCAAAUAUUCUCAAUGUAUAUUGCCCCUUGAGUUUUGUCUUGUUCAAUCUAGAAAAACCUUAAGGGGUCUGUUGUAAUGCUCAAAAAGUUUGAUUAUCAAAUUGGAGAUAACAAAGAGUUGGUUUCCCCAA